Molecule: messenger RNA, 963 nt
Organism: Aspergillus ochraceoroseus IBT 24754
Lineage: Eukaryota; Fungi; Ascomycota; Eurotiomycetes; Eurotiales; Aspergillaceae
Product: putative oxidoreductase, 2OG-Fe(II) oxygenase family
Exons: 3
Coding region: 1-963 (320 amino acids)
Molecular function (GO): dioxygenase activity
Source: RefSeq, a predicted model, not a curated record
AUGAAGCUAGAUGUGCCUCCAUCACUGUUUGCUCCCCUGAAGACCAUUCGGCUUCAAGGUCUUCGCGACGGCUCCCUGGAGGAGAAGCGGAAGCUGGUUGCCGCUGCCCAAGAGGAUGGCAUCUUUUACCUGGAUUUUAAUGAUGACUUGGGUGAGCUUAAAGUCUCCGACCUUAUUGAGGGCAUCUACAACUUUAGCAAGUCUCUCUUUGCGCUGGACCUGGAAGAGAAGAUGAAGUAUGAUGUAGACAAGGUUGGGGAAUUGAAGCUCAACGGCGUGAUGGCUUUGAGAAUCCCUCGAAACGGCAUCCUAGCCUUCAACGAAUUUCCUCACCCACCUCUCCUCGACACCCAGAUGCCGCUUCUUCAGAACUUUACGCUUACUUGCAUUGAUAUUGCCCAGCAUAUCUUCAUGGCUCUGUCGGCUGAACUUGACCUCCCUGAGUCCCAUUCCUUAGCCACUUUCCACCGUGCCGACGCCCCGGCCCCCGAUAUCAUCCGCCUCCUCAAAUACGCUCCUUCGGGUGAGGGUGAUUCUGAAUUCCGUGUGCCCCAGACUCCUCACACAGAUCUUGGUUCUCUCACCAUGCUCUUUGCCGACUCGCCAGGGCUCCAAAUUCGGCCAGAUGGCUGCGACGAGUGGCUGUAUAUCAUGCCCAAGGAGAACCACGCGCUGAUCAACCUAGGCGAUGCAAUGAGCCUCUGGUCCGGGGGCUUAUUCCGGAGCGUCUUGCACCGGGUCGCCUCGUUGCCCGGCAAGGGAAUGAACGAACGGUACAGCUUUGCAUUCUUGAUGCGGCCGGAGAACCAAGCACCAAUGGUUCCACUCAACAGUGAUUGUUUACCUGAAGGGGAAGAUUUCCUUACCAGUGAAAAUUGGAUCAAGGCCAAAUUUGGGAUCUUGCGCGGUGAUACGUCUAAAAACAAGCGCCGGAUUCUUACUGGCAGAGACAGUGCGGUUUGA